Neospora caninum is the source of this 4458-nucleotide messenger RNA. RefSeq lists its product as hypothetical. Lineage: Eukaryota; Apicomplexa; Conoidasida; Eucoccidiorida; Sarcocystidae. The transcript has 8 exons. The record is from RefSeq and is a predicted model, not a curated record. Bases 1 to 4458 code for a protein of 1485 amino acids.
AUGCAAAUUAUUCAGCGAGAGGACCCGACUGAAGGGCGGAAGAGACAAAACAGAGGCUGGCUUCAAGGAAACAACAGUUCGUCUUCUGCGUUCCCCCUUUCUCUCGCGUUUUCGCCCGCACACUGCGAUCGACUCCGCGUGCCUGCGGAUGCCUCUGAGGAUGAAGAGAUCCUGCUACCCGCUUUCGCGAAGACCUAUUUCGAGCAGGGGGGGAGGUCGGCGUUUCUGUACCUUCACGGCCGCUGCGCAUCCAGCGGAACGCCGAAGAAUCGGAAGACCAAGUCACAUAAACACGCGUUCUACGAACUCGACCGCGGCCCCCUCGCCCAGCUCGAGUGGAUCACGGAAGACGAGGGCUGUCUCUUCUCGCCGCUGACAAAGCAGGCAGGCCUCGGAGGAGACAACGCGACGGAAGCUGACGAAAUCGUUGCCCGAGAUCGACUUGGAGCUCAAGAGCCAGGGGAGUCAACGGUACUCCAGCUGCUGACAGCAGAGCGCGAAGAGAUUUUAAGGCAAGAGAACUUGAUUCCGGAGGAAGAAUUCACUCUCCAGCUCAAAGUUGCCGAAGAGCUGCUGGCAGGGUGGAGAGUCGUCGAGCGCCUCGAUCUUGCAAUCGAGCAGCGGGAGUCACAACUGAGAAAUUUGAAGGUCGAAAUCCGAAGAACUCGAGAGCGCAUGCGGCUGUUUUUCCAAACACAGAGGGCUGCGUUACAAGACACGAAGAAAAAGAUCUCGACGGAUGCGUCACUUGCGCUCGCCCCCUUUCUGGCCUCACUUCCUACUCUAACAUCAACGUCCGCGUCUACGCUUCUUUCCGAGGCCGACGAAACGGCGAGUCUGUCUCCGUCUUAUCGCUCCACUGACCUUAUGCUGCAAGAUCGCGUCGUGGGCCGCCUCUCAUCUUCUGCCCGAGCUUCCCUUCCUCACCUGGCGCUUCCUCCCCCCACAUACGCAGGAAAUGUCUCCAUGAGUGCGAAUCCAGCUGCAGAUUCCGCGGGGCGCAUUUUGAAUCUUCUGAGGCGCAAGCGGGGCGAGGAAAGACAGAAGGAGAGUCGCUGGCUGCCCCGUCACCUGCGGCAAAGAAGGGAAGAGGUUCUAGCGAAACAGCAAGAGAGAGAAGACAGAAGAGACAUCCGAGACGCGGCGCUGUGUCCCCUUGAUGUUGCCUGCGCGGAGCUCUCGUCGUGCACUGCCUUAAGCGCCGAGUCGUCCUUUCGGUUGGGAGAAGACGAAUACGCCGCAGAAGAGAGACAACGAAAAACGCGUGGCCCACGCGAACGCCCCGGUCAACAAGAGGCCGACGGAGAAGAAGAACCCCUGCUUUUCGCUCUUGAAGAUGUACAUCCCGACGAAGGAACCGCAGGGCUCUGCGACUUGGCGCGCCCCACUGUGGAUGCAUCCCGGCACAUCAUCGGAUUCGAAAGUGUCUCGAAAGAAAGAAGCGCGCGAGCGGAGGAAGACACAAAGCGGAAGUGCUCGAACGCGACGUGGACGUUCUCUGCGAAAACGACGCUUCUCCUCCAGCGCUCUUCGCUUCCGCUUGAGAAAAACAGACGCAGCCACGGAGGCCCGCGAGACGAGCGACGGAGGCAGGAAGCGGGGACCAAGAGGGCGGCGUCGAAACGCCCGAGUACCGGGCGUCUUCACGCCUCCGUCGUGACUGCAAAGGCUAUAGUCAAACGCAAUGGAGAGAGACAGAGACAGGAGACAGAACAGCACGCGCAGCAGGAUUUCAAUGCCAGGAGAACGGCGAAAGCGAAGGUGGGCGGAGGCAGGAAACCACUCGAUGACAAAGCCACACGAUCCACCGGGAAAGGCGAUCAAGAAAGGAACGAGCGACAAAGAAGGAAUGGGGAGUGCGGAGAGAUGGAAAGGUGCGAUAAGGGAACUGGACGACAUUCGGACGGCCAGAGGGGACAGGAGUCCCCUGUAGAACACCAAGCGCACCAAGGGGAGCAGAAGAACUUUGCGGCGCGUUCUCUCUCUCCAAAAUCCCCGUCGCCCUCUCGGAGUGAGGCGUGCUCCUCGUCGUCUGCCUCUUUGGUUGCUUCCUCGAGUUUCGACGUGCACGGGGGAAAAGAACCUGCUGACGGCGAUGGCCGCCUCGCGCAAAGGGUGCAAGAUCCGGCUCUCCUUCCAGGAGAACGGAACGAGGCAGAAGACGGAGACGUUCCCCAGGAGGAACAACUCAGUUCUCAAGACGAAAGCGACGCCUCUCAGAGAAGCCCGUACAGGUCGCCUAGAGCGCCAAACGGAUGGAAACCAGAGAGGGGGAAACAAAACGGUGGACGAAGUCCUAAAAGAGACAAGGGAAAACGGCGGAAAAUGCUGAAAAAACACCAUCCUUCCCACGGCAGGCGACAGGCAUCUGCACUAGAAGAAAGUGGAGGAAUACACCCGCCUUCUUCGGCGCAUGAGAAGCGGCUGUUGGAAAUCGCGGCGUGCCUUAGCCACCUUUCGUCGUUUUCGUCUCGAGGCGCUCUCCUCGACUCUCCGUGUUCGCAAUCUCCUCUCUUUAGUCGGACCUCGAGUUGGCGGUCCGGUCUCUUGCCGGCCUCGUUCGUGUUCGACUCCCGAGAUCAUCUGGGCAGAGCUGGCGAGGCGGAGAACGAAGAAGAACAGAGACGUGGAAAGCGUCGAGCAGAUUCGGAGAAAGACGGAACGCAAAAGGAGGAGACGGGAAACGCUUGUCGUUCGCCUGGCGCGUUCGGUGCCUCGCCCUCUCCGGGUCUAAGCCGGCGUCAACAGGGCGCUAGAGACAGCCAAAACAGCCAGCUGACGGAAGGGGAGAAGGAGCGAGACGAGGGCGAACCCAGCAAAGAGGAAGGGGAGGAACGCAGCGAGGGCCUUCGGGAAAGAAAGAAAGCUACAGGACCAAGCGCGUCAGAAGCGCAAGGCGCAGGCGAUGGUUCACACGGCGAUUUGCCAAUCGACGAUGGAACGCACCAGUUCGAGAUUCGUCGCGCCGACGCUGCGCUGGCUUCGCUCGAGGCUCGACUCAGUCUCCUGCGACGGCGGCCGCCGGGAGGUCGAGCGAGCGCCGCCGCCAUCGGGCAGCUGCUGGCGGAAGCAGCGCGCGAGGGACUGGACUCGAAGGAGCGAGAGUUUUCGCCUCAGCGCAAAUUUCCUGCGGUUCGCCUCGGCUCCUGUGCUCCUGAGGACCCAGAUCAAGAGACGGCAUCAGCAGGCUUCGACACGAAAGGCCAAAGACAGAGAGGAGACAGAGGAGACAGAGGAGACAGUGGAGAAGCGUCUGCGGCUGCUCAAGGUGCCCAAGUGCUUUCGAGGGGAGACUCCAGCGACGGAGAUCCAGCUCCGAAUCUGAGCGCUCCGCUGAGGAGAGAACCCUCUUCGUCGGGCCGUCUGGGGCCUUUCGAGUCUCUCGGAAGCCUCGGAACCGUCCGAAAACACGAGAACAACGGAGAAGAAAGAAACGCGCUUCACACGCGUCCGCGCUCACGGUCAGCCUCAGAGUCCCUCCUGCAGCCAAAUCCUUCUCGUUCUUCUUGCUCCUCGCUGUCGUCGUCAAGCCGGAGUCUGCUUGCUGCUCGGGAAUCGGGAGAACCCCACGAGACGGCGCGCCAGGAAGACGACGACGAAGCAGAUUCGAACGGGCAGAAGCGCCGCACGAGCGGAGACUCACCUGGAGGAGAAGGAGAUGUAGGGGGAGAAGGAGAUGUAGGGGGAGAAGGAGAAGGCGAAGCGGAGCGAUUGUCCUCUCUCGGUCGUGCCAGUCUCAUUUUGCUUCGCCUCCAGGCGCAGCAGGAGCACGCAGAAGGGCUGCUGAGGGAGGCAGAAAAGGCAGUGGGAGAACCCCGCGAAACCGAGGAUCUGGAGUUGUCGCUUUCGCUGGCUGAGGACCCAGAACUCCUUUUCCUGGAGCUCGAGGAGCAAAACGCAGAGACUGACAAAGGGAACGAGGGGAAAGGAGGCAAUCGAAAUGCAAAGGAGAGGACAGGCAGGCGACUAACCUACGGAGGCACAAACCCAAAGGAAAUGACGCGGAGGGCGCGAGCCUUGACGUUUCACGGUUUCAGAGGCGCACGCCCCGCAGUCACAAGAGCGAAAGAGAGAGAGGAAGAGAGAGACAAAGAGAGAGAGGGAGAACGAGAGAGAGAAAGCGAGAAACAGGAGCGAGAGCGAGAGAGCGAAGGCGGCCAGGGAAAGGACGACGGGAAGAGGGGAGGAGACCGGGAGGAAGCAAGUCGCGGCAGCAGCGGAGAUCGGGGCGGAGACGCAAACACUGGUGAAGCACACGAAGCCUCUGGAUCCCUGGUGGGACUGAUGGAUCACCUGCAAGAGGAGGUGAGAGAAAGCGGCGAAAACGGAGAAGGAGACAGCGAUGAAGAGAAUAAGAAGCGAGGCGAGAGCGAAGAAAGGAGGGACAAAGAGGCAGGCACGACAGGUGGUUCAUCGGGGUGCGAGGGGUUUUCGCGAGAAAGCGGUGAGAGGAACUGA